Molecule: messenger RNA, 1503 nt
Organism: Hydractinia symbiolongicarpus
Lineage: Eukaryota; Metazoa; Cnidaria; Hydrozoa; Anthoathecata; Hydractiniidae
Product: protein phosphatase 1 regulatory subunit 7-like
Exons: 9
Coding region: 72-1028 (318 amino acids)
Molecular function (GO): protein binding
Source: RefSeq, a predicted model, not a curated record
UUGUAUUAUUGAUUCCAUAAUUCUCAACUUAUGAUUUAUCUUAUAAUUUAAUUUAGUAUACAUAUAAAAACAUGGAAUCUCCACUAACCUCUGGUGAUGAGCAGGAUCGUCGUUCAGAAGGAGAACCUGAACUUCAUCGUUUGCUUUCAGUGCAGGAAGACGACGAGGUUGUUGAUUUAACACAUGCAAGGUUGGAUAGUAUACCAAGUAUUGACCAAGUAAAGAAUAUAAAGGGCUUAUGUUUACGUCAAAAUCGCAUAAAACAAAUUGAAAACCUUCACGGUCAUCAUGCAACGCUGGAAGAAUUAGAUUUGUACGAUAACUUACUGACUUCUAUCGAAAACCUAGAAACGCUAACAGAACUUACAACGUUGGACGUUUCAUUUAACAAAACAAAAAAGAUACAAAAUAUCGAGAUGUUGGUGAAACUGAAAAAACUGUACCUGAUCCGAAAUAGAAUAACGAAAAUUGAAAAUAUUUCUACAUUGGUUAAUCUAACUAUGCUGGAGCUUGGUUCUAACAGAAUAAGGAAAAUUGAAGGGAUUGAAACUAUGGUAAAUCUUGAAGAACUUUACCUUGGACAGAAUAAAAUUACAAAGCUAGAAAAUUUAGAUUCAUUGGUGAAGCUUCGGCUCAUAAGUAUACAGAGCAAUCGUAUCACGAAGCUGGAAGGUUUAAAUAAGUUGGUUAAUCUGGAAGAUCUGUAUAUUAGUUUCAAUGGAAUUGAAAAAAUAGAAAACCUAUCAAAUAAUAUCAAGUUAAGUACGUUAGAUGUGGGCAACAACAGGAUAUCUACAAUAGAGGGACUUGACGAUUUAAAAGAGUUAAAAGAAUUCUGGUGCAACGAUAACCAAGUAGCCGAGUGGAAAGACGUGGAUCAUUUGGCUAAACUUACAAACUUAGAGACUUUGUACUUAGAACGGAAUCCGUUACAGUUGAGUGACACUGCGGCUUAUCGAAGAAAAGUUCUGCUUGCAUUGCCCAAGUUGAAACAACUCGAUGCCACAAUGACUACGAACGCAUAUUAGAUAUAUCCUUCAUAAAGUAAUAUUUAAAGGACACUUCACAACAGAUUUGUCUGUAUACCUACGACAAAAACUUUCUUUUGAUGUUCCAUGCGAUCGGAUUUUAGAUUUACACAAUCAGGGUGAUCACGCCAUCGGUGAAGUGAUAUACAUAUUUUGAGAAAGUUUCCUCAACAAAAACACUUUGAGAUUUCCAGCUGAAAAUCCAAUAUUUUUUAACUUUUUCAGCAGGAAUAUCUAAAAAUUACUACCCUCAAAAAUUUAAAAGUUUUCUUAAGUAAUGGCCAAAAGCCCUUUGUUAUCCUUAAAUUCAUUUAAUUUUGAACAAUGAAUCCGUGGCCACCCUGAGAAAGAGAUUUGAUAUAAUGCGUUUUGUUAUGUUCCAGUUUCUCUAUGUAAAGUAAUUUAGAGUUUUUAUAUAGCGGUUUGGUCGAAAUUGUAUUAAUUUAACUGCCAAAUAAUUCUAUAAAUAGUUCAA